This is a messenger RNA of Stereum hirsutum FP-91666 SS1, 549 nucleotides long. RefSeq lists its product as uncharacterized. The transcript is spliced from 4 exons. Bases 1 to 549 code for a protein of 182 amino acids. Lineage: Eukaryota; Fungi; Basidiomycota; Agaricomycetes; Russulales; Stereaceae. The record is from RefSeq and is a predicted model, not a curated record.
AUGUCUCUGAAGCGUAUCAACCAAGCUGGUCUUCAAUGCCUGGUCAACUACCCGCAAGCAACCGGUUGGCCACGCCUUCAACAAGCCCCAGAGCUCUUGACUCAAAUAUUGGACGAUUGUGAUAACAAUACAAGAGUUGCUAUGACUCGUGUUAGCAAACUGACGCCGGCUAGAUUCGAUGAAGGCGAUGUCAUAUACAUACGCACUGCUCCAAUGGCCACUCAAUGGAAAUCAUGGCUACCGCUCGCAGAAUACGUGAAAGUAUUCCAGGACAAUUCCCUCCACGAUGGUCACAAGCUCACCAAGGAUGGCAUCCAGCUCCUGAAUACAACUCGCCCGGUUCUUCAUAUAUUCCCCAACCUACACACCGUCUACAUCUUCGACUACAAUUUCUUGCCAAUCUUCAUGUCACCAAACCUCAGUAUAAUACACCUCACCAUGACGCAAGAAUUCAUCCAGGACCAGAGUCACAUCAGCUCCAUCGCUUCUGCACUCAAAGACUACUGCCCUAACAUCACCGAGCUCCACAUAUAUUCUGUCAGUGAAUGA